AUGGUUGGGGGAGGGGCUGGGGGGUGUUAGAGCCGCGGCGGAGCGGAGCGGCGCGCGUGCGCGGCGCGGGAGGCGGAGGAAAAUGGCGGACGGCAGAGCGGAGGUGCAGAAGGCGAAGCGGCCGCAGCCCGGAGGAGGACCUGAAGAAGAGGCAGAAAAACCUGUGAAAACUAAGACUGUUUCUUCCAGUAAUGGAGGGGAAAGUUCGAGUCGCAGCGCAGAGAAACGAGCGGCUAAUGAAGAAGCUGAAGACUUCACCACAAAGCCUGCUCCUGCCAAAAUGUCCAAGUUUGGAUUUUCCAUAGGCAGUCAGACAACAAAGAAGGCAUCUGCAAUAUCCAUCAAGCUAGGAGCAAAUAAGCCUAAGGAGCCUGUUCCAACCCUCGCUCCAAAAACUCUUUCUGUAGCAGCAGCUUUCAAUGAAGAUGAAGAUAGUGAACCAGAAGAAAUGCCUCCAGAAGCCAAGAUGCGUAUGAAGAACAUUGGAAGGGAUACACCAACCUCAGCAGGACCAAAUUCCUUCAAUAAAGGAAAGCAUGGGUUUUCUGACAACCAGAAGCUAUGGGAACGGAAUAUAAAAUCUCAUCUUGGAAAUGUCCAUGACCACGAAAAUAACUAAAUGAUGUGGAUUGAGAUUUGGGUGUUUGGGGGGAGGGGAGGGUGUAACAUUAAAGGAACAGUUUCCUUUUUUAAGAAUGGUAUAAGACUAUCUUUGGAGCCGCUUUUUUAAGAUUUGAGUGGUACACUAAUAACUGAGUUUGAAAUUAGAGGUAAUUUAUGUUUUGUAUACAGAUUUCAAGGCAUUUGCUAAUUUUGUAGUUCCAUGUGAUUAGUUUCAAAAGGUUACAGAUAAUAAAGAAAUUGGAGUGGUACCUUUUCAAGAUUAUUAUUAUUAUUAUUAUUAUUUUUGUCAGUGAGUAUUAAGGUGGAUGAAAAAGGUUACUGUCUCUUUAAUCAGGUUAAUGUUGAAUGCUUUUGCAUUCUCACUUCUGGCUCCCUCUUCGUAACAGGAGAAACAGUUGGCUCCUGAGAAUACUGUUAAAGCAAGUGAGCAUUGUCUUGUGCUAGAAGUGUUACUGGACUAUUAAUUUGAAUAUAAACAACAGAAAUAUUAAAAACCUGGAAUUUUUUUCCCUAUUGUCAUCUUUUGUUAAGUCUCUGCAAAUUAGGAAUUAUGUUGCUCUGAGUGGCUCUGGUAACUUAGCUCUAGUUUUGUUUAAAACUUCAUGUAGCGUGUGUAACAUUCUGUGGCCUGUUUCACUGUAAGGAAAUGGGUCUUGUCUGUAUAUUAGAUACAGCCUGUAAGGAAUAUUUCACUACAAAGGUGAACCUAAACAAAGUAUUUUCAGUGUGUUCCUCUUAAGUCAUUAGCAUUGAGUAGUGCUUGUUAGCAUUUCCUUGUGAAUUAAAUAGAGACUAAUACUAAAGGCAGUAAUUAUUGAUAUAUAAAAGCCACCACCAAAAAGACAAGAUAAUGUACAUUAAGCUUCCCAUUUGGUUGAAAUAUUUUUCUUUACUAUGUCUAAAAGAAAUAAAAGCCACACCAAAAAAUCAGUAACUCACUGCUUAACUACAAAAACUCUAAGAUGCACUUUCCCUGUCUCGCUAUCUAAAACAAAAUGCCUUGAUGCCUGUGGCUUCAAUGGACACUAUCAGGUUCAAAAAAAGAAAGAAAGAACUUGUAGUGCUAAUAAUUCUAAGAAGUGUCAACUUCAGAAAUAAAACUUGACCUUUUCCUGCCUUUCUGCCUUUUGCAAUAACUUUGAACAAUGACAUUAGUCUGAUCAGUUUAACUUCCUAGCUUUUGUACUGCCGAACAGUGCUAUAAGAUUUCAAACCUAGUAAGGGCUGUCUGAAUUUCAGUCUAACUUAGAUUUCAUAUUUGUAAAAUGUCGUACUAGCAGAUCUGGCAAAAAUAGUUAACAAAAAAGAGAAGGGAGGGGAAAAAGAAGCAAAGGUUCUCUUUACAUUCAAGUACCUGAUAGUGUCUACAGAUAAAUUCAUUUCAGCCUGGAAUUGGUUGUAGAAUUUAAUGUUAAUUGCUUUCAUCCUGCCUUUAAUACCUUUCCUCAUGCUAAAGCUGAACCUGUGAGUGCAGAAAGGAAAGUGCAUCUUCAAGUGUAUUUUUUUAUUUUAAGAAAGCUCUUACCACUUAGACUUUUGAGUUUGUAAGUUCUGAAAAGUAUUUUUUGUAUUUUUGUAUUGUAUGUGUAAUCUCUUUUCUUUAAAGUCUGAUGCAGUUGAAUACCUGUAACUAUUUUCUUUAAAAGCCUUGUUAUAAACGUAACAUAAAAAGUAUACUUUUUUUUUGCAUAGUAGAAAUCUUUGAUUUAUAUAAACACUUUCAAAACUGAA
Messenger RNA from Dromaius novaehollandiae (emu), 2355 nucleotides. RefSeq names its product PEST proteolytic signal containing nuclear protein (gene PCNP). Gene Ontology annotation, biological process: protein ubiquitination; proteasome-mediated ubiquitin-dependent protein catabolic process. The record is from RefSeq and is a predicted model, not a curated record. The transcript is spliced from 5 exons. Bases 83 to 619 code for a protein of 178 amino acids. Lineage: Eukaryota; Metazoa; Chordata; Aves; Casuariiformes; Dromaiidae. Gene Ontology annotation, cellular component: nucleus.